AGACGAUUCCUCGGUUUAUCUCGCUCGCGCUUCCCGCUCGUCACUCGUCUCCCGUUUCUAGAAAAUAAACAAACCAAACGUUGCGCCACGGGACCCGAGGGGAAACCUACGGAAAGUGUUGUCGAGACUCAGUAGUGGCAGGAUGUCAGUUGCCAAGGAGGUCACGUGUCACGAAGGAGGAGGAGUGACAGCGGAAAGUGAGCACAUCAUCUUCAGCGGCGAGAACGUGACAGGAGAUUUGUGUCGCAAGAGCGAGGGGACAGAGGAGAGUCUUCCCAUCUUGAAGAAGGUGGGCAGGAGGUGGAAGUCCCUACCCGCGCAGGGAGAUGACGUUACCAUAAAGGACCCCAAGCUGAGGCAGGGGUAUCUGGGGGACUUGAGGAAGAAGUCGGUCAUUGAGCUGGAAGAUGCACUCUGGAGACAGGAUGCCAUACUUAAUAAUAAAACACUGCUGGCAAAACUUCCAGACAAAGGUGAACGCCUUAGAGGAAGGCGGAGGGAAGUUGCUGAGGCUCUUGAGGAAGUGAGAGAAAGGGAGAGGAAUUUGAGAACAGCGGACCUUCCUGUUGACGUUCAGGCACUAGAAUGGAGAGGCAUCAAUGGGAAUGUAAGUGAGAGAGUUACAACCACUAGACAGCCAAAUGGUGAUGGCAUUGAUAGUGAUGAGGAUGAAAAUUUAGACCCUCUGGAGCUCAUGGCUCAGCACUCUUCUUGCAUCAAGAAUAAAGAUCACAGAAAGUCCUGGUCUGAAGAGGAAGACCCAGCAGAUGUUAUAUCCCGUGAACUGAAGCAGAUGGAAUUGAGAGAUGCACAAGAGUCUGCAAACAAUGAAGAAGAGAGAACCAAUGAAGGGAGAGGCAAAAGCUCUACACAUAGAGAACACUUAGGAAAUGAACAGAAGGCCAUUCACAAUCAAGUCCCAAGCCAUUCUGCGCUUGAUUUUGGUACAAAGCGCAUUCAGAUGUUAGAGUUACGGCGGUUAAGAAAUGGUGAAGUCAGAGAGCCUUUUAAACCGUUUAGACGACUUGAACAUCCUCAGCCUCUUCCUGAUAUCCAAAAUAUAAUAGAUAGUCAUAGACCAAAGUCAGACCGCCAAGCCAAACUGAUAUCACUACAGGAGUCUAUAGCCCUAGAACGUAGCUAUCUCUCCAAAAUGAAGAAAAGAGAGAUGAAAAAGACAGUGGAAGCACUUGCACAUAUGAAAAAUACAAAAAUGGAAAUUGGUUUACCUCCCAAAACAUCAUGUUUGAAGUACAGGGAUGUCAAUGUCGAUAAGCAUCUCUUGGACUCGGAUGAAGAGGACAGUUGCUACUUACCUGCUCACUCAGAUGUUUAUGAUGAUGACGAAGAAGAAAUAUAUGCAGAUUGAUUGUUACCACAUUUAAGAUUAAAAUGUAGUAUAACACAAGCAUACUGCAUGAUUAACCCUCUGGCUUUGUGUACCAUCUCAACUUUGAACAACUGAGCUUAUUUUGUUAAUUUGAAUCCCAGUACACACAAAAAAUGACCACAGAUCAUACAAAUGUAGAGAGCAUGUGUUACUGAUUACUGUCAUUAUAGAGGUUAUAGUUUAUGGUAAAAAGUACAGUGCAAAGAGAAGCAGGUACACGGUUAUAGCCAGGUUUUGUAGAACUGGAAGUCAGACACGUAUGUUUACACCUGGAUGCUAUGCGCUAGAUGGGCAAGGCUGAGGGUGUCUCUGUGGAAAAUAUUAAUUUUGAAUAAUAUGUGAACAUAUAAUUAUAAAAAUUAUAAAAAAAAGGAAACCACCAAAAGAUACAUAUUAUAUUAGAUAUCUUUAUUUUUUUAUCAUAUAUGCCACUCCCUGCACCUUUAGGCAUAAACAAAUGUUUUAUAUCUUUUCAGGUUGAAACAUAUUUGUAAAAUAGGAAAAUUUACUCAUGUUUAACCACUGUCUGGGAGCUAAAUGGUGUUCAAAUUUCGAAACAUUGAUGGAAAGUAUUUUUCUGGAUUUUUAUGAAAAUGCCUGUUAAUAUAUAAAGGAGUGAUAUAUUAUUAUUAUUAUUUUUUUUUUUGUCAAUAGAGUUGUUUUUUUCUGUACAUUUGUAAGAUGAAGCUACUUUUGGCCAGAUAUAUAUUAUUGAGAAAGCUA
Molecule: messenger RNA, 2113 nt
Organism: Penaeus chinensis
Lineage: Eukaryota; Metazoa; Arthropoda; Malacostraca; Decapoda; Penaeidae
Gene: Polr2M
Exons: 6
Coding region: 143-1369 (408 amino acids)
Biological process (GO): transcription elongation by RNA polymerase II
Cellular component (GO): nucleus
Molecular function (GO): transcription elongation factor activity
Source: RefSeq, a predicted model, not a curated record